Molecule: messenger RNA, 1989 nt
Organism: Cotesia congregata
Lineage: Eukaryota; Metazoa; Arthropoda; Insecta; Hymenoptera; Braconidae
Source: the annotation of a GenBank genome assembly
AUGGAUCGCUCACAGCACAGUAUGACUUUUACCGGCGGUGAUAGUAAUUUGCAAGACUAUUGGGAGGCUUAUCAAAAAAUGAUUGAGGAAACUAAAAUGCUUGAUGACUAUCUCGAUGAGGAGUCUAGUCCACGUAGCUAUGAUGAAGGUGAAGAAGAAGCCGAAUGGCUAAAAGCUGCCGGCCUAGGGGAAUUAACAGAGCCAUGGAAAGCGGGACGAGAAAUUCAGCCGGAAGAAUUGGGUGCUGCAUUGCGUACAUUAUCGCGUGCGCAAGCUGAAGCUGUAAAACGUCGUGUCAGGUCGCUAAAUCACACUGUUAAACAAAGAUUUAAUCAGCGUACUAGAGCACGUAAACCAGACAUUCGUGAUGUAUUCAAAGAUGUUGAGGCAUCGAGCGUAGGCACCAGAUCCCGUAGUGCGACACCAGAUUCAUUAGACAGUGUCCACGACUCAGGAGAAACACCCGAGAGUGCCUCCCCCCCUUCGCCGCCCACCGUAGUGAAUACAACCGUCGGGCCCCAUCACACGAGUAUAAACAUUCCGAGUUUCGUUUCGAUUUUCCACCGGAAUUCCCACGAUGAAAAGGACUUCAAAGAGGGAAAUCGUCAGUCGUCAUCUAUCAGCACCCACAAUCACAAUUUGUCGAUAGUAACGCCAACGCCUCUGCCAGUCCAGGAAAUAUUCCGACGCACUGGGCAUCACUGGUCCCACGGUGGAGACAUAGCCAGCGACUCGGAGGGAAUUGAAUUGACUGCUUACCAGAGAUUGGGGACGAUAAGCUUGGCAAGACCGAUCAUCCAGCACCGAAGUGGAAGCGACCCCAGCGAAGUCGGAACUGAGAAGCUCGAUGCAAAAGUUGGGAAUGAUUACUUACGGACGGAUAAAAUUAGUGACCGUAAGGACACUCUUAAAAGGGGCAUCAGUGGAGGCAGCAAUCAUGCAAAUGUCACCCGAAGUCACAGCAGCUUGCACAGAACCAGACCAGCGGACCAUAUUAUCACCAGACCGCUCAACAGAACUUCCUCGCACGACCAUUUGAGUUUCGAGCAAAUGUGUCGAGCUAACGAGUCCAUGACUGGAGUCGUUUCCUCCCAGGAUGACGAUGACUGGAAUAACGAGGCAGAUAAGGACUUUGACAGAAGUGCGGUUGAACUCCUGUCCCAGAGGGACUUGAUGAGGCUACAGUCGUUGUUGUGGCUCGAGCUUACUGCUGUGUUUGAUAAAUACAACUUGCCGCUGAUUAAGAGGAAGCCCAAUAAACGGAGGCAGAAAGCUGGAAAUUUAUUCAGCGUAUCAUUGUCAACACUUCUGUUACGCGACAGUCAGUUGACAAACGAAGAAAACAAUAUUCCGCUGAUAUUCCAAAAACUCCUUACGGAAUUGACCGAGCGCGGAAUUAAAGAAGAGGGAAUCCUCCGAGUUGGCGGGAACAAGCAAAAAGUUGAGCAGCUUUGCACAGAAUUGGAGACGGAUUUCUACAGCAAGCCUAAGGAAGCUGACAAAUUAAUACAGCGUACACCUUGCCAUGAUUUAUCAGCGGUGCUAAAAAAAUUGCUGCGUGAUUUACCUCAACCUCUGCUCACCGUAGAGUACAUCGACGCAUUCUAUCAAAGUCACGGUGUUAAAAGUCCCAGUGAUUUAUCGUACUCGUUGAAUUUAUUGGUGUUGUUGCUGCCAGUGGAGCAUCGCUGCACGCUAAAAGCGCUGCUUAAAUUUUUAAAAUUAGUCAUUGAUAAUCAGAGUUCAAACAAAAUGUCAAUUCACAACGUUUCGAUGAUCGUCGCGCCGUCAUUAUUUCCCCCGAGGUAUAUUUAUCCACGUGAUCGCUCGGAUUUGAGUGCUCAGGUAAACAUGGCUGCUGUUUGCUGUCAAUUAACAGAAGCGCUCCUCAGUAAUCUUGAUAAGUUAUGCAAUGUUCCGAGUAAUUUAUUUAAUCAACUGAGAAGACAAUCUGAAGAGGACAGGUAUCGUAAAUAUAAGAAGAAAUAA